CAUAAAAGGAAAAGCGCAAAAGCAUAAAAUUGUUGUUUCCUUAGCUUGGACUUUCUUCUUCUUCUUAGCAACGUUGCCAGCUAAGUUUAUUUGUUGCAAUAGUAACGAGAAGAGCACAGUGUUGUGUGGUGGGUGGGAACGAAGAACGUACAACGUAAAGUGCAAAGAAAAGUUUAGUAAAGCCUUUUACGAUUUGUACGAUAGAUAAAAAUUUAUGCGCACGUACGAUUUUGUGGAACGUGUUCACCAUUUCAUUGACAGACAUUAAAUCGACACAAAACUAUGGCAUACAACGAGCAGUGCUCGGAACUACUCACUCAUCGUCCUCAUAGCACACAACGUAGAAGGAACGUGUACAGCAUGCGCACUACAUGGACCAUGUCGCUGCUGCUGUUGGCUGUCUUCUUACUGUCAGUACAUUCCACAGCUGGUAAUUCGGAUUGGAUGCAGAAUUGCGGAGCUUGCCAUUGUAAUUGGAAUUCAGGCAAAAAGACAGCUGAUUGCAAGAACCGAGCCCUCGCCACCAUACCAGAUGAUCUUAGCAAUGAGAUGCAGGUCAUUGAUCUGUCCAAUAAUUUAAUACCGGAAUUACGACGGGAACAGUUUAUUGAAUCAAAUUUACGAAACUUGCACAAAUUAUUUUUACGCAAUUGCACCAUACAAGAGCUCAAUCGAGAUGCACUUAAAGGACUGCCAAUACUUAUCGAACUGGAUAUGUCUCACAAUUUUAUACGCGAACUGCAUUCAGGUAUCUUUAAUGAACUGAUUAAGCUUAGGAGUGUUGUUAUGAAUUACAAUGAAAUCGAGGUGCUCGAAAAUUAUCUCUUCGUCGAUUUACAAUUUCUCUCGCGUGUAGAAUUCAAAAAUAAUCGCUUAAAACGCAUCGAGAUACAUGCUUUUGGUCUGCUACCCACACUUUCCAGUGUUUAUUUAGAGUCAAACUCUUUGACGGUGCUACCGAAAGAAAUUUUUACGCGUGCGACUAAACUAAUGCAUCUCUCACUAGCACAAAAUCCAUGGAAUUGUACCUGUGAAUUGAGGGAAUUUCGUGAUUUUGUUGUAGAUCUUCGUUUGUAUACGCCACCCACAGACUGUGCUGAACCACGUCAAUUGCGUGGCAAACUAUGGAGAGAUAUACCAUCGGAAAAUUUUGCCUGUCAACCACGCAUUAUUGGUUCUGUACGUUCAUUUGUUGAAGCACAAUCUGAUAAUGUUACACUUCCAUGUCGUAUUAAGGGGACACCACGUCCAAAUGUUACUUGGAUUUACAAUAAGCGCCAAAUCAAUCCAAACGAUCAUCGUAUCAAAAUACUCAACUCAGUUGAAGAGACUCGCUUGGAUAUGAUGCAGAAUGAAAAUGUUAAUGUGCUAACCUCAGAAUUGCGUAUUUUCGGUGUGCGUGCUAGCGACAAAGGUGCUUACACUUGUAUAGCUGAUAACCGUGGUGGGAAAGCAGAGGCGGAAUUUCAAUUACUUGUCAACGGUGAAUAUUUCGGUGCUAUUGAUGGUACGUCUGGUGGUGCUUUAGGUACUUCAACCACUGACACGCACUCCAAUGUGCUGCUUAUAAUUUGCCUAAUUGCUAUUACCUUGCUAUUGCUGCUCAUCAUUGUGGUCUUAGUUAUAUGCUGGUAUUGUAGGCGUAUCAAAACCUAUCAAAAGGACAACACAAUGAUGAGCGAAAAUGGCUUAAUCUCCACGAAAAUGGAAAAAGCACACAACGGCUCAAUGCUUGAAGGAUCUGUAAUUAUGGAAAUGCAGAAGAGUUUGUUAACUGAAGUUAAUCCUGUCGAAAAGCCGCCACGCCGUACUGAAUUGGAAAGUAUCGAUGGCAAUGACGAUGGUCAUGAAAUAAAGAAGACACUUUUAGAUGAAACACCAUUUGGCAAUCACCCCCGUGACGAUGAAACCCAUUCAGUUGCGAUGUCCGACACAAUAGUACCACGUACAAGGCACACUUACAUUGAAGAUACAUAUGGCACCAGUCUGCCGCCUGAUUUACUCGCUUUCCCCGCACGUGUGCCACCCACAUCCCCAUCAAUGCAGUCUUCACAGUCCAAUAUACCGGAGCAGGUGAUAUAUGGCAUACGUUCACCGCCACUAGCCAGUCCUGUCUACGCACACAUGACGCCACAUGGCAUCUAUGGCACCACAACAAUAGCUGCCGCCACACCCAACGGUUUCAUGACACUACAGCAUCCCAAAUCACGUAAUCUAGCACUAAUUGCAGCAGCCAAUAGUCGUCAACAACAAUCGCCAUUCGUGCCCGCACCUGUUGUCUAUUCACCAGCAACAGCUGUGGUCAUGAAACAGGGUUAUAUGACAAUUCCACGCAAACCGCGUGUACCUAGCUGGGCACCUUCAACAAGCAUAACACACCCAAAUCAAUUGAGUGAAUUUCAAUCACCCACAUCACCAAAUCCAAGCGAAUCUGGUACAGCAACUACAGCUGAACUACAAUCAGAACCCGUUUAUGAUAAUCUUGGACUACGCACCACCGCUGGCGGUAAUUCGACAUUGAAUCUGCAUAAACCUCAAGCCGAACAAGCAACACGGUAUACAAUGCGCGAUCGUCCGCUACCAGCCACACCAAGUCUCACUUCUGUGGCAUCCAGUAUCAAUAUGCCACUGCAACAACAACAACAGCAGCAACAACAACAGCAAAAUCAACAGUUACAGCAACAAUUGCAACAACAAACACCCACAGUAUCAAAAAUAUAUGAACCCAUACAUGAAUUGAUCAAUCAACAACAUCACCCGACCACAACUUCCGAUACCGAACCACUUUAUGGCACCGCCAGACAUCAUAGCGGUCUAACAAUUGUACCAAGCAUACUUAGUGGUAACAAUGUCAGUAGUGGUAGUAAUCCAAUUGCCGUUAAUGGCAUGGAAAACAAAGCUGCGAAGAUACCACCGCGUCCACCACCGAAACCUAAGAAGAAGAUGUCGGUUACAGCGACGCGUGGUGGUCAGGGUAGCACAAGUCAACUAUUCGACGACGAAGGCGAAGAUGGCACUGAGGUUUAGGCAGUUUGACUGCAACCACCGCUUAUUAACGUGCACCAACCGCACGGCAAACUUUUCAGCUGCCUUCCUAAAUAACUUCUUCCUUCGUUAUUCGUACAAUGUUCCAGCCGAGUUUCUUUUCAUCUUACCGCUAGUAUCGUCUUCUUCCCUUCUUUUAAGUCUGCACUUUUUCACUGCUAAAUUCAAUUCGAAAUUCCAAAACUCAUGGGUGGGAGUAUUUCGCAUUGUUGUCGAAAACACUACCACCUGAGUGAGAAGUAAUGGAAAAAAGUUUUGAAGUUUUGAAACCGCGGCGUUGGUAAAGCUACAGCAUUAAAGGGAAAAAGUAAGUGAAAGUAGGAGAAAGAAAAACGUAUAACAUAAAAAAAAAACGUAACCGAAAACACGAAAACAGAUUUGAGAAAAACUAAUGGAAAACUUGCGGUGCCACAGUGCAAAUUGUUGAAAGGAUUUUUAGUUAACUUUUUUUUUGUUUUUUGGGGGUUUUGUCCUUGUAUUUCCACAUCGGUUUGUUGCAUAUUUUAAGUGGUUUUCCACACCGGAAGUUUGUACUUGUAAAAAUUUUUCACCGGUUUGCAUAUGGCAGGAGCUAGUUUAUGGUUUUCAUUUAUUUUAUUAUAUUUUUCUACACCUUUAGCAGGAAAUUUAAUUUACUGUUUUGGGUCAAA
This is a messenger RNA of Teleopsis dalmanni, 3695 nucleotides long. RefSeq lists its product as uncharacterized. The record is from RefSeq and is a predicted model, not a curated record. Gene Ontology annotation, molecular function: protein binding. The transcript has 2 exons. The coding region runs from base 283 to 3027 and encodes 914 amino acids. Lineage: Eukaryota; Metazoa; Arthropoda; Insecta; Diptera; Diopsidae.